Elaeis guineensis (African oil palm) is the source of this 1164-nucleotide messenger RNA. RefSeq lists its product as uncharacterized. The record is from RefSeq and is a predicted model, not a curated record. Lineage: Eukaryota; Viridiplantae; Streptophyta; Magnoliopsida; Arecales; Arecaceae.
GCCUUUGUCUGGUUUCUUCACCCCAAGCCAAAUUCCCGCUCGUUCUUGGCGUUCGACUUCCAAUGUGAGGCUACUAACCAGGAACCCAUUUUUUCUCAAUGGAAAGCCGUGGAUCCCAGAGGAGGAGAAAUCUCAAGCGAAAACCCCUCUUCGACCUCACCAACACCACCUCUUCCCUCUCGUCCUCCUCCUCCUCCCAUGUCGCUUUUCCCCUAAAACCCUACCGCAAUCCCAAGCCGAAGCCGAAACCCCAAUCCUCCGAUCCCACCCCGCCCCAAUCCUCGAACCCCGACGAGGCCUCUGCGAGAUCGAACUCCGGGUUCAAUUCCAGCGGCUCCGACGACCAUGAAGCUCAAAUUGUCGUCACACCCACUCCUAGAUCGAGGGAAACCUUCUUGGAUUCCGUUGAUAAUGCUGCUCAACAUGACAAAUCAGACCAUUCUAUAGAUUACACACAACAAACUGCAGAAAGAAGACGGUGCAGGGAAAAAGCAGCAGGAAGAACAUGCCAGGGGAAAGAAGCAGGAAGAAAGUGUAAGGAAAAGGCUGUACCCUCCACUACAUUGAGUUGUCCACCAGUGCUAAGAAAUAGAAGUAUAAAGGGAAAACUGGUGAUGGACAAUGACAAAGUUGAUCACCCUAAAGCGUUUUCGGUUCCUUAUGAAAAAGCCAAAAAGAAGCAGCGCUACACAAUGCCUGAAGCCGUCAGCAAACCAAUGCUGCCUAAAGAUUUUAUUGAGAAACAGAAAGCUUACUUUGCAGAGAUCGAUGCCUUUGAACUGCCUGAGGAGGUUGUGUCAGAGAGCGAACUGGAAUAGAAUCUAUGUUGGAUAUAUGGAUAUCUUUAAACUCUGUCGAGGUUGUCUCAGAGAGCGACUGGAAUGGCAGCGGGGCACAGGCCUACUGAGGGAUUCGACCAUACAGUAAGAUACCAGCAAAAUGCUAACCCAGGGAACCAUGUACAAUGUCACCAUAUGAGAGGUACCUGGGGAUUUCGGCAAGAUCUAAGGUUGCCUUCCCAAUGUAAAAUUGGCCAAUGUAUCACUCACCUAUUGAUUGUACUUCUGUGAAUGUGAAACUAGCAGUUCACUGACAUUGCUACUACUGAUCUGUACUUCAGCAUUAUGAGACAAAAAUGAAUCAGCUCUAUUUCUUUUCUUGACU